Homo sapiens (human) is the source of this 4316-nucleotide messenger RNA. RefSeq names its product AT-rich interaction domain 3C (gene ARID3C). Gene Ontology annotation, cellular component: nucleus; cytoplasm. Bases 2536 to 4224 code for a protein of 562 amino acids. Lineage: Eukaryota; Metazoa; Chordata; Mammalia; Primates; Hominidae. Gene Ontology annotation, biological process: regulation of transcription by RNA polymerase II. The record is from RefSeq and is a predicted model, not a curated record. Gene Ontology annotation, molecular function: chromatin binding; DNA binding. The transcript has 9 exons.
CUUAGUCCUCAAACCUCUUCUGUUUACACCCCUUCCCAGGUGAUUCUGUGACUUUACCAUCUAUAUAUCUUGACUUCUAAAUUUUUGUCUCAGCCUAAAUCUCUGCCCUGAGCACCAGAGUUGGAAAUCUUACUGCCUUCAUCUCUACUCAACAUCUCCACUUGGCUGUCUAAUAGGUAUCUCAGACUUGAGAUAUCCAAAGCAAACCGAAUUCUCUCCCAGCCCCACACCACCACCAUCCUGUAGUCUUUACUGUGAAUUAAGGGCACCUCCAUUUACCCAGCUGCCCAGAGUCAUUUUGGACACAUCUGUUUCUCUCAUGUCCCACAUCCAAUCCAUCAUCAAAUACUGUUUUUAUCUGCAGAAUAUAUCCAGACUCUAAUCAUGCCUUCUCACCUCCACUGCCCCCACCCUGGUCUAAGACACCAUCAUCUCUUGCCUAUAGACUAUUGCAAUGGCCCCCUAACUGAUCUUCACGCAUGCAUCUUGUGUGGAGGGUUCUCCACGCAGCAGCCAGUCAGACUUUCACUCUCUGCUGAGACCUAACCAGUGGCUUUCCAUCUCAUUCUGUCCUUUCACUCCUUACAAGGGCCUACUCCAAGGCCCAUGUUUCCUCUGAUCAGACAUUCCAACCACUCACCCCUUCAGCCCCCCUAUUCCAACCCAGUGGCCUCCUUGCUUUUCUUCCAACACAUCAAGCAAAAUUCUAUCCCAGGAUAUUUGUACCUGCUAUUCUGACCGUAGUGCUCGUCCCUAGGUAUCCACGUAGUCAUAGCUCUCUUCCUCCCCUCCUUCAAUUCCUGCUCACUGAGUUCUUCAACACUUAUAUAAUAGUAUCUCUUGCAUGGUGAUUUGAAAUACCUUCACAAAAUUUUUGAUGCUCUGUCCUUCAAGAGGUGAAGCCUAAAUUCCUUCCCCUUGAGUGGACUAGACUUAAUUAUGUACUUUCACAAAUAAUGUGGCAUAAAUAACAGUGUGUGACUUCUAGGACUAGGCCAUAAAAAGCAUUGCUGUCUAAAGAGUCUCUCUUGGAUCAUUCUGGGGGAAACCAACUGCCAUGUUGAGAGGACAUACAAGCAAUCCUAUGGAGAGGCCCAUAUUGCGGGGGGAACAGGCCCCCUGCCAAGGGCCAUGCAAGUGAGCCAUUUUGGAAGUAGAUCCUCCAGUUCCAGUCAAGCCUUCAGAUGACUGCAUCCCUGGCCAACCUUUUUACUACAACACCUUAGAGGACAAUGAGUCAGAACCAUCCAGACCCACAGAAUUGUGAGAAAAUAAAUGUUUUUGUUUUAAGCUGCUAAAUUAUGGGGUGAUUUGUUACACAGCAAUAGGUAACUAAUGCCCCCUUUUAUGUUCCCCCCAACCCAGCUACAUUUUUCUCCAUGGUACUUACCACUAUCUGACACACUGUAUAUUUCCCCCACUUAGAAUUGUACCAUUAUAAUAAGGACUUUGUCUUAUUUGCUCCUGUGUCCAACAGUGCCUGGCAAAAAAAAUAGAUAAUAAAUAUGUGUUGGAUGAAUGAAGCAUGGGUCUCUGAAGGUCUAGGUCUGUCUCCGUCUCUGUGAGGUAUAAGACCAGACUGCGGGUAUGAGAGGCAGCCUUUCCUUUUCACAGAUGAAGAGAGAUAAACCAAGUCCCAGUCAAGCAUAUUCCUUCCCCUCAGCCCUUCCCAGUUGUAGCCCUCCUGGCCCAGACCCCAAAAGUGGAUUAACUUUGCUUGAUUGAUUUGGGAGCUGGGGGAGUGACUGCCCAGCCCCUUACCAUUCAACCCAAACCCUACAAAGCGAUCUCCAAACACUCAGAACUGGAAUUUCCCCAAGCCAAUUCCUACCUUUCUAGGAAGACUCUGGCCACCUACCUUUGUCCAUGGACCUCCUCUGAGCAGCCAGGGGAAGCUGUGGUGGGGAAAAGGGAGCAAGCAGGGCACAAGGGUUCUGUGGAUUGCUACCCUCUGCUCUCCAGUCUUCCAGUAGACUUCCAGGGCAUGUCUGUCUGCCUGGCACAUUCACUGAUUCUCCCCUCCCAGCAUCAGGGAGGGUUGGGCAGAGGAGGAGGCUUGGCUCUGCCCCAGGAUACUCACACCAAACAAAGCCAUGGGGGAGGAGGCAUCAGUACCGACAGUGAUUGGAUCACUGGAGCUUCUGGAGGCUGGGGGGUUCUGAUGGGCUCAGAGGUCUGAAAUCUGAGGUGGAGGACACUGGGGCAGCCAAAGGAAUGAAUGGGGUGAGCCUCAGCGUGGCCAGGAAUGGGCCAUAGAGAACCAGGACUUAGUGCUGCAGUAGAAGCUGGGCACAGAAGGGUGCAGAGAAGGGUGGCGGCUGGAGGCAGGGAGAGCAGGGAGGAGGCACCCACCAUGGUCAGACCCACCAUGGUCAGAAGAGCCGGUGGUUUGAGCCAGAGCAAGCUGAGGCUGAGAGGAGUGGACUGAUUGGGAGAGGACAAGGGAGGAGGGAGGAGACAAAGGUCGUGUUUGGAUUCCUGCCUUCUGGGGGUGUGAGGUCAGAAGACAGUCUCUGGUGCCACAGUUUCAUACCUAUGCCAAGUGUCACCCCUACAGACACCUGCUGUUCACUUACACACUUGGCAUCACCUCACAGUGUCCCUCUGUUUGCUUUCCAGCGCCCCCUGCCCCCGAAGCUGGCUGGAAAGAAGGUGGGAGACACCUGUUGGGGAGCUGAGAGCGGCAGAUCCCACAGGGGCCUCUCCCCAUGCGCCCCGCCCGCCCUGCCCCGCUCGGGUCCCGCCCCCGCGGCCGCCGCAAGCAGCGCGGCGAGUGAGCGCACAGCCGCCAGAGGAGCACAGGGCGGCGGGAGCGCACCGCCGGGACCCAGCCGAGGCCAGGGCCGCCUGGGAGGCGGGCGGAGCAAAGGCAGCGCCGUGGAGACGCCAGGGGCAGCGGGCCACGCCAGGCAGGCGGCCCUUUCCUCGGGGUCCCGCCUGGUACCAGGGACCCCCUCAGCUGGGGGACUGCGCCUGGAAGCUGUCAUGGAGGCCCUGCAGAAGCAGCAGGCAGCUCGGCUGGCCCAGGGGGUGGGGCCAUUGGCCCCUGCAUGCCCGCUGCUGCCACCGCAGCCUCCCCUGCCUGACCACCGGACCCUACAGGCCCCUGAGGGGGCCUUGGGGAAUGUUGGGGCUGAGGAAGAGGAAGAUGCUGAAGAAGAUGAGGAGAAGCGGGAGGAAGCCGGGGCAGAGGAGGAGGCAGCUGAGGAGAGCCGUCCAGGGGCCCAGGGCCCCAGCUCGCCUUCUAGCCAGCCCCCUGGACUCCAUCCCCACGAGUGGACCUACGAGGAACAAUUCAAGCAGCUGUAUGAGCUCGAUGCAGACCCCAAGAGGAAGGAAUUUCUGGAUGACCUGUUUAGCUUCAUGCAAAAGAGGGGGACGCCAGUGAACCGCGUGCCCAUCAUGGCGAAGCAGGUGCUCGACCUGUACGCUCUGUUUCGCCUGGUGACCGCCAAGGGCGGCCUGGUGGAAGUCAUCAACCGCAAAGUGUGGCGGGAAGUCACGCGCGGCCUCAGCCUACCCACCACCAUCACCUCGGCCGCCUUCACUCUACGCACCCAGUACAUGAAGUACCUGUACCCGUACGAGUGCGAGACUCGAGCGCUCAGCUCCCCAGGGGAGCUCCAGGCCGCCAUAGACAGCAAUCGGCGCGAGGGCCGUCGCCAGGCUUACACCGCUACUCCGCUCUUCGGCUUGGCAGGGCCGCCCCCUCGGGGCGCUCAGGACCCAGCCUUGGGUCCCGGCCCCGCCCCUCCGGCGACCCAGUCCAGCCCUGGCCCAGCCCAGGGUUCCACCUCCGGCCUGCCAGCGCAUGCAUGCGCUCAGCUGAGUCCAAGCCCUAUUAAGAAAGAGGAGAGUGGAAUUCCAAACCCUUGUCUGGCACUGCCUGUGGGCCUGGCACUGGGACCUACACGGGAGAAAUUGGCACCAGAGGAGCCCCCAGAGAAGAGAGCUGUGCUGAUGGGGCCUAUGGACCCACCUCGACCUUGCAUGCCCCCCAGUUUCCUGCCCCGUGGCAAGGUUCCCCUGAGGGAAGAGCGGCUGGAUGGGCCUCUUAAUCUGGCAGGCAGUGGCAUCAGCAGUAUCAACAUGGCCCUAGAGAUCAACGGGGUGGUCUACACUGGUGUCCUCUUUGCCCGCCGCCAGCCUGUGCCAGCUUCCCAGGGUCCAACCAACCCUGCACCCCCACCCUCCACAGGGCCCCCUUCCAGCAUCUUGCCCUGAGAGGUCCUACUUGAAACUAAGAGUCCCAGCCCCAUUGCUGAGGGGGGAGGAGACCCCCUGCUUUGAUUCUUUCUGGCUGCCCACUCUGGGAC